GUUUUGUCUCUCCUUCCACAAAAGAGGAUCGGUAACGAUAACGCCCACCUCCUGUAUAUAACAGGAUCGCCCUAGACAUCCCUCAUCAUUAGCAAUGAAGCAACCAAGUAUCCUCCCUAAAGCGUCUCUGCUGAGUCUGAUGUUACUUAGUCUCUCCGCCGAUGUGACGUUGGAAACCCCGACCUACGAUCACGAAGAUCAUGUCACCGGCCGCAAACUUACCUGUAACCGCUGUCCUCCGGGAUAUCAUAUGGUAUCCCACUGCACCGCCCAACGCCAGACCGAGUGCGCCACUUGCCCCGCUCACCAUUUUACGCAGUACUGGAAUUACUUACCCAAAUGCCUGUAUUGCAGUAAUUUCUGCAAUGAUAACCAAAUAGUCAAAGAAGAGUGUUCUCCUACGCAUAACAGGGUCUGCGCGUGCAAAAAGGGGUAUUACUGGCACGCGGAGUUCUGUAUUAAGCAUGCAGAAUGUCCGCCAGGGUAUGGAGUGAAACGACACGGGACAGCUGACAGGAACACCCAGUGUGAGCAGUGUCCGACCGGCUCCUUCUCUACGGGGACAUCCUCCCGGGACCCCUGCAGGAAACACACCAACUGCACGGCUCUGGGACAGCAUCUGGUCCUUAAAGGCACCUUCGAGAGCGACAAUCUCUGCCUUUUUUGCCGGGAUGUCGAUCACGAUGCAAUAGAUUACUUAAUCAGCGAGUUUUUCCCGGCUUUGCUUGGCGAUCGGAGGAGACUAAGGAGAGCAGUAUCACUGCUGCCGGAGUACUGGAGACACAGGCCACCGCAGGGGGGCGUAAGCGACAGCGGGCGAUUCCCCGCUAUUAUCAGAAUAGAAAACGAUCAGCCGCUGAAGACGCCGUCUAGGACUCUGAGGAAAACUGAGCGCCAGCGCCUGUACCGCAAACUGCAAGCGGCUAUGGAGGCACUUUCAUUACUGCAAUACAUGUGUUUUAAUGACGUAACUUUGGACUGAACAUUGGGGUGAGGGGGUUUGAAGUCCCCACGUAAUCAUCAUUACAGAAUGAUUAUUUGGGGAGAGGUUGUGUGUGGGGCCGGUUCUGAUUAGUGGGGGGGGGGGGGUUACACACCCCUAUAAUUAUGGCCAUGGAUGUAUAAAUUCCAGUUCAUGCUUUAAUCCAUCUGUAUUGUUAUAACAUCACAGUUUUUUUGUUAAAGGAAAAAUUAGGCAGCUACUUUACUGGUUUCUUCACAACUAUUUAUUUUUCCUGUUAACUCAGAUGUGAUGGAUCUUGUCGCAUUAGUGUUAAUGUUUAUAAAAUAUUAAAAUUUACCACAGAAUAAUAUUACAAAUAAGUAUUUUUGUGUUGUGUGACGUUCCUCUGCAUACUCUGGCUUCCUUUUGCACUCCAAACAGAUGGAGGGCCCCGUACAUUACAGAUAUGGGGCCCCAUGAGAGCGUACCGCACCACACUGGGCCCUCAACCCAAACCAGUGCAAUUAUAUUUGAAGUUGUUCAGAGCCCCUGUCACUAACUCCCCCCCCCCCUUACGAUGCCCCUGGUCAUGUGACAUUGACCUGACAGAAUUGCUGCCUCUGAUUAAACCAACUGUUAAAAGAUGAUUGUUUGACUUCUUAGAACCUGAUGCUACAUGUGUGUAUAUGCAUAUGAUUUACGAUAUAAUACAGAGAAUGUUAAAAUAAAUGUUUGUAUUUUUAUAUGGAAAACUGUAACGCUGGGUCAGAAAUUAAUCAAUAGAUCCAUUCUGUAACAUAAAGCUGUGUUCUGGUGAUGUCUUGGGUGCUGCUCAAGUCCAAUAAACCUCAACUUUCAAACUUUAA
Molecule: messenger RNA, 1809 nt
Organism: Brienomyrus brachyistius
Lineage: Eukaryota; Metazoa; Chordata; Actinopteri; Osteoglossiformes; Mormyridae
Product: tumor necrosis factor receptor superfamily member 11B-like
Exons: 4
Coding region: 95-982 (295 amino acids)
Molecular function (GO): protein binding
Source: RefSeq, a predicted model, not a curated record